AUGGUGUCGAGUCUUCGAAUCGCCAUUGACAACAAACUAGGUGAUAUGGAGAGUCUCCGAAACCAGUUGUACACCUUGAACAAAUUGGAUGAGCAACGAAUGAUGGCUCAGUGGGCGACAGAGACGACACAACAGAGGUGGAAAAUGUGGCACAACAAACACCUGCAAAGAAUGCAGUUUACUCCCGGACAGCUUGUGCUGAAGUUUAAUGGAUGCAAUGAAAUAAAGCCUGGCAAGUUCAAGGUAAAGUGGUUGGGUCCAUUUAAGGUUUGUGAAGUUGGUGCGAACGGAGCCAUUAAACUGUGGACGCUUGACGACAAGGAAAUACCUGAUGCAGUCAAUGGCUCGAAAUUAAAGGUGUACUAG
This is a messenger RNA of Cryptomeria japonica (Japanese cedar), 366 nucleotides long. RefSeq lists its product as uncharacterized. The coding region runs from base 1 to 366 and encodes 121 amino acids. The record is from RefSeq and is a predicted model, not a curated record. Lineage: Eukaryota; Viridiplantae; Streptophyta; Pinopsida; Cupressales; Cupressaceae. The transcript has a single exon.